Messenger RNA from Acanthocheilonema viteae, 261 nucleotides. NCBI's taxonomy places the organism in Eukaryota, Metazoa, Nematoda, Chromadorea, Rhabditida, Onchocercidae. The record is from the annotation of a GenBank genome assembly.
AUGAAUUAUGAUGUUUUGGUCAGUGUUUCAUUUCGAUAUAACAUUGGAUCGGUAUUACGAACAGUGGAAUCAUUUCUUAUGGAUGCUGAAUGGAUUCAUCCAAUUCGACGUCUUGAAUAUGCUGUUUGUUACAAAUUGGCUAGAUUGGGAGAUACUAUUAGCAGAAAAUUAGUAUCAUCUAAUACAGCUAUUGAGAAGUUGCACGAAUACUUGGCUGAAAAUGGUGAAACGUUAGCUCAGGUACCGAUUUCACCUGUUUAA